ACGAUGGACAGCAACGUGGUGCAGAUUUUUAAGGAGGACAAAUGCCCCUUAUCGCACCCCGAGAAGUGUUUACCCAACUUCACGUGGCAGUCUGCUGUCUCGGACAUUUAUAACUAUUCACUGAACGAAAGCUGGACGAACGAGCAGGAAACUAUGUCUCCUAUUAUCCCGAUCAUCACUGCCGUGUAUUCCGUAGUGUUUGUUGUAGGACUAGUGGGAAACUGCCUGGUGAUGUAUGUCAUUAUCAGAUACACUAAAAUGAAAACCGCCACCAACAUCUACAUCUUCAACCUGGCUGUUGCGGAUGCCUUGGUAACCACCACCAUGCCUUUUCAAAGCACUGAUUAUCUGUUGAACUCGUGGCCAUUUGGAGAGGUGGUGUGUAAGGUUUUCAUCUCCAUCGACUACUAUAACAUGUUUACUAGUAUCUUCACCUUGACCAUGAUGAGCGUGGACCGCUAUGUGGCCGUCUGCCACCCCGUCAAGGCCCUGGACUUCCGGACGCCGAUGAAAGCUAAGAUCAUCAACAUCCUCAUCUGGGUGCUGUCCUCGGCUGCUGGGAUCCCUGCGAUGGUUCUUGGGAGCACUCAAACAAACAACGGCACUACAGAAUGUGCUCUACAGUUCCCAGACCCAUAUAUCUACUGGGACACCUUGAUGAAGAUCUGCGUCUUCAUCUUUGCCUUUGUAGCUCCUCUCCUCAUUAUCACGGUGUGCUACACGCUCAUGGUCCUGCGUCUCAAGAGCGUCCGCCUGCUGUCGGGCUCCCGGGAGAAAGACCGCAACCUGAGACGCAUCACCCGUCUAGUGCUGGUUGUGGUGGCUGUGUUUGUGGUGUGCUGGACGCCCAUACACAUCUUCAUCCUAGUCAAAGCUCUUGCGCCAGGAGUGCCGGAGACCACUGCGGUCAUGGCCGCCUACUUCUUCUGCGUGGCUCUGGGAUACACCAACAGCAGCCUGAACCCCAUCCUGUACGCGUUCCUGGAUGAGAACUUUAAACGCUGCUUCAGGGACUUCUGCUGCCCGGGUCGGACCACGGGGGACGGCCACGGCGUCAGUCGGGUCAGAAGCACUCUUCGCGAGCACACGUGCCCAGCAGAGGCCAAAGGGGACAGGGGCCAAGGUCGACCCGUAUGACUAGCCGUGGAGCUGUCGUCCUUUCCCGGUCGAGAGGACUCAAAUGAUCUGGGACUGACGCAGAUCACCACCGCCAUCUGAGGAAGAGAUUGCACCCUUUUACGUUUAGAAAAACUAUUGCUAGAGCAAAAAGGGAUCUUUUAGCAAAAACAUUUACCCCCUCUCGCUCACGCAGGCUUUACCGGAAAAUAUAUUGCCGUAAAAAAUAGAUCACGUGUGAACCGGCUCUUUUUAAAAAUAUAUGAAUAGCUGUUAAAUUACUAGUAAUUUGCCGGCAAUGAUGCUGUUUGUGAACGUGAAAUGAAAUUACGUAUAUGAGCAUGUACGAGUUCUGGCGUGGAGGAAGCGUUUACUUUGCACUGUGUAGUUUGAUUUGAAGUUGCCUAAUAUGAUGUCCCUGGGCUUUCGGUAAAUCUCGUCACUAAAUUUAUUGGUAAUCUGAAAACGUUGCGUGAAAGGUGCUUUACCGGUUAUAAAGACAGAACAGACGAAAGACUUGAGAACCGCACCUUUUAAAUUUACUGGUAUAGUUGUUUUACUGAUAUUACUCUGUAAAAAGCAUUUUUAUAGUAUGCUAUAAAAAAAAUAUUUAAUUACUUACUGACAUAAUGUUAAAACACCAACCUGCUUAUAUUUUAAUGUAUGUUUUAUGCUUUUAUAAUAUGUUGACAACCACCAAAAACACAAAAAUGGUUCAUGAGAACGCCACAUGAUGAAUUAAAGCAUAUCACAGGCAACGUUUCCACUAGGCGUUAAUAUUAAUUUCAAAUAUAAUAAUGCAGUAAACAUUAAUUUACCAACAUAAAACCCCACUGUACAUAACUUUUAUUGAAAAAGGACAGUUAUUUCAAUCAAAAGCCAUCAAAUGUGAAGUGUUUAUUAAGUUUUCUUCACUGUAAAUGACAGGAUCACUUUUUAUUUGUAAUGUUUUCACUCCCAGCUGUAUAUUUAUUAACUGUUCCAGUAUUACAGUUUUUUUUAUAUAUAGUAAGGCUAAUUACCAUUAAGAAAUAAAUUUUCCUUUAAA
Molecule: messenger RNA, 2164 nt
Organism: Puntigrus tetrazona (Sumatra barb)
Lineage: Eukaryota; Metazoa; Chordata; Actinopteri; Cypriniformes; Cyprinidae
Gene: oprk1
Product: opioid receptor, kappa 1
Exons: 3
Coding region: 4-1137 (377 amino acids)
Biological process (GO): G protein-coupled opioid receptor signaling pathway; sensory perception of pain; neuropeptide signaling pathway
Cellular component (GO): neuron projection; membrane
Molecular function (GO): neuropeptide binding; dynorphin receptor activity
Source: RefSeq, a predicted model, not a curated record